Molecule: messenger RNA, 207 nt
Organism: Opisthorchis viverrini
Lineage: Eukaryota; Metazoa; Platyhelminthes; Trematoda; Opisthorchiida; Opisthorchiidae
Exons: 1
Coding region: 1-207 (68 amino acids)
Source: RefSeq, a predicted model, not a curated record
AUGUGUACGGAACAACAUUUGUUGAACUCAAUACAUAGGAAUUCCAUGAAAAUUGUCUACUACGAUCCUACUUCCUAUGUCAGUGACAACAGUACGAACGUGUUUGUCGUCAUGACGGUUGGCAAUGAACUCAUUAUAGAAACCACACAGGUCCCGACUUCGGCCGUAUUGAGCGACACCAAAAUGACGAACCUGCUGAUUGCAUAA